AUGCCCCUGAAUGCCUGGCACCAGGAGGCGGUGACUUUCAAGGAUGCGGCUGUCUACUUCACUCGGACAGAAUGGGCUGGCCUUUCUCCUGCACAGAGAGACCUGUACAGGGAGGUGAUGCUGACAAAUUAUGGGAACUUGACUUCCCUGGGUAAGGCUACUUCAUACCCAGUUUGCAGACUUGCCCUGAUCUCACUUCUGGAAGGAGGGGACUUGCCUUGGGGUCUGGAGCCACAGGACGAUCCCCCUGCAGAGGGUACCAGAAAUGUGCGAAAGAACAUAGAGACCAACAUUGACAGUGAGUCCACAUCAACUCAGGGAAUUUCUGAAGAAAGAGGUGUGAUGAUAUCACAUGGGCUGCCACAGAGUGUUUCUCUGGAAAGUGACUUUCCAGAGACAUGUGAACCAGAGAAAUACCAGGAAAUCCUCACGGUGAAACAUACUAGAAGAAAGGAUGAGAGUAUCGUCUCUUCAAGGAAACACUUCAGAUGUGAGGAGUGUGGGAGAUGCUUUUCUUCUUACUACGUUAGACACCAGAGAAUCCACACUGGGAAGAAACCCUUUGAGUGUAAUGAGGGUGGGAAAUCCUUUAAUGGCAAUUCUUCAUUAAUUCGGAACCAGAGAAUCCAUAUUGGAGAAAAACCCUAUCAGUGUGAGGAAUGUGGGCGAGCCUUUAAUAAUAGUACAGAUCUGAUCAGGCAUCAGAGAAUCCACAGUGGAGACAGGCCCAGUGUCUGCCAGGGGUAUGGAAAUGGCUUCCUCAGUAGUUCUGAGUUGGUUAUACUAGAGUGGGAGAAACUUUAUGAAUUUAAUGAGUAUGGAAAAGCUUUCACUGUUAAGUCAAUACUAAGUAGGCAUCAGAGGAUCCACAGUGGAGAGAAACCAUAUGAGUGUCUCAAAUGUGGGAAAACCAUUGGAACUUCCUCCGCUACAUCAUCAUGUAUGCUCACCCUAGAGAGAGACCUGUCCUGA
Messenger RNA from Mustela lutreola (European mink), 972 nucleotides. Its product is annotated as zinc finger protein 19-like. Lineage: Eukaryota; Metazoa; Chordata; Mammalia; Carnivora; Mustelidae. The record is from RefSeq and is a predicted model, not a curated record. Gene Ontology annotation, molecular function: DNA-binding transcription repressor activity, RNA polymerase II-specific. Gene Ontology annotation, biological process: negative regulation of transcription by RNA polymerase II.